CACCAAGUUGUGAUGUUUAGAAAAGUUGUAGUGUGCAACAAGACCUUUCAAUUGCACCUUAAAUGAUCAAAUUCUGACAAUUAGUAAUGGACCUGUUGCAUUUUGUGGAUUUGUUUUGAAUAAUGUGAUUAUGCUGAGCUCGUUGAGUUUCAAUUGGUCUUAUUUGCAUUACCCUGAUCCAAAUCGAACUUUUCCGACUCUGUACAAUCAAUUAGCAUAUGUCGGCUGUUGAAAGUCCAUCAAGUGAUAAUUGAGUGAACGAACAUACGGGCGAGUGAGAAGAAGAUACACCACUCAUAGGUCUAGAUAGAGCGAGAUCUAUUUAUUUGUACCACUAUCUCUCUGUGUCAAUAGAUCAGUCACUUCAGUGUUAUUCUCUUGCUCGAUGGAGUCGCAUGGUAAUGCUGUUCAAUGCAUAUUUCUCUGUGAAUUUCACACUAUAGCCGGUCCGCGAAUAACAAUCCAAGUACCUAGUGAUUAUGUGUCCAAAGAUGUUUUCCAGAUUGUCAGUCGGUAUAUCAUUCCUAAGGUGCAACAGCUCCAGCGAACUUUUAUUUGCUUGUCAAUGCUUGGUAUGAAAAUACUAGGCUAUCCAGUGCGAAUCGUUAGCAAUUCGUAUGCAAGGAAUGCUUUUCACUUCAAUGUUUGUUUCGUGUUCGCAUCAACCACGCGAACUGUGGCCUUUGAACCAGUUGUCCGCAAGUUGACUGAGUACCUUAUUGACUUGGAGCUAAGCAGCAAACUACUUUCACAUGUAGCAGACGGUGAUCUCUUUUCCUGCCUCCAGAAUCUAUUGACACGUGUCCGUAAUGACAUAAAUUCCAAUGGUGUUUGCCUACUCCAAGAGGGUUCAACAACUAUUCCGCUAUGUGUGACUGCACCAGAAUGUGGAGAGGCUGCUGCAGGAGUUGUUGUUGGACCUCAUCAUGCACCAAUUAUACUGCCUGCCUUUCAUACCUACGCCCGUGACCAAUGGGACCUUACAACUCUACGCUUGCUUCCUUACAUUACGGGUUUUAAUCACAUUAGCCGUAUCAGCGCCCUUGCUGAUGUUGCACUUGAUCUCGUACGCGAGUGUAUACGUCACCUAGUUGCGCUAGGUGUGGCACUACUGGUGCCUCUCUUUCAGUACAGUAACAUGUAUCGACCUACACCAAAACUUGCAAAACUAGCUAAAUGUUUGGCACUCCAGAAGCGUUGUGUGGCUCAAUGCAGUAAACUACCCGCAAGAUGUGAUGUACGUGAUGUGUUUCGAAUGUUUGCCUCGAUGGCUCAUGGAGCGACGUACGGUGAGAUAUGUGUUCGCUUCAAUCCGGCAGCCUUGAACAUCAAUGACCGGCAAAUGGUGCUAUUUGGUUUAGUAGAGGGUCUUAUUCGAACCGUACAUCGGUAUCCCGUCUCCAUACGACGAGAGACACUCUCUGAAGAAGGACGGAGUAGUCGCCCUCUACCACGAGCCUUACCGUCUGCUCACACAGGUUCCCAUCGACCUACACUCCCUUUUACAGGCUUUAAAUGCACUCAUGAGAUCUGUUGCUCCGCUGGCAUAUCUUCACACCAACUCCAUGCUAUUUUAGAACGUGAUCAGGCCUGCGUAGUGCUUUACAGGUGAAUCCAGUAAAUCAGUGCAAUAAAAAACUAAUAAACGUAGGACUACUCAACAGUU
Molecule: messenger RNA, 1666 nt
Organism: Phlebotomus papatasi
Lineage: Eukaryota; Metazoa; Arthropoda; Insecta; Diptera; Psychodidae
Product: GATOR complex protein NPRL2-like
Exons: 4
Coding region: 386-1612 (408 amino acids)
Biological process (GO): negative regulation of TORC1 signaling; cellular response to amino acid starvation; positive regulation of autophagy
Cellular component (GO): GATOR1 complex; vacuolar membrane
Molecular function (GO): GTPase activator activity
Source: RefSeq, a predicted model, not a curated record